AGGAGGAGCCGUAGGCGAGGCGAGGCGAGAUUCUCCUGGAUUGCUCGCUUGCUUCCUUCUUCCGCCGCAGCAAAGGACAGCGCUUUCCAUUCGCGGCAUCCGAUUCCUUCCCAUUUCCCCUCCUCCUCGUCUGAGCCACCAUUUGCUGUAGAGGAAGCAAAGCGGAUUCCACAAGCAAACGCCAAGUCCGCCGCGUCGCGUCGCACCGCUGCCUCUGCUGUCCUUUAUGCUUCCCCUCCUCCCCAAGCUGUCGUCUCGCUCGCGCCACCUCGGUAGUUAGGUAAGGUAUACGCCGUACGCGCCUUUUCCUCUUCUUUUCUUUGCUCCCCUGCCUUGUCUUUCUCCACUCUGCCAGCACGGCAAAGUAGCUCCACCCCCACCCCCACCGACCGCCGCCGUCGCCGAGCCGUCGGGGCUUUUCAGAUGAGAUGAUGCGGCGAUGCGGGUUGCUUUCGUUUCUCUGCCGCCCCCGCCGGGGUGGUCGCGCCGCCUCUUUGCUCCCCAAUCCAGAUCCACCGCCCACCGAGCCUAAGGGAGAGGAGGACCACACUUCUUCUGACAAAGUUAUCAUGGAGAACAUUCUACCAAACAGUGAUUUUUCUCAAGAUCUAUCUUCAUGGCAUCCUAACGGUUGCCAUGCAUUUGUGGCUGUUGAAGGAUCUGGUUACCAUAAUGGUAUAAGGCCACAUUCAGGGUCUAAGUAUGUUGUACUUACUAAUCGCACGCAGACUUGGCAAGGACUUGAGCAGGAUUUAACAGAAAACAUUGGCAUUGGUACGAAAUACGUUGUAAAUGCCCAUGUCAGAGUUCAUGGGGAACUUCAUGAGCCUGUUGGGGUCCAGGCCACGCUAAAACUUGAGGACGAGGGAUCUUCUGCCAACUACCGCUCUGUUGCAAGGAUUUCGGCCUCGCGAGAACGCUGGGAGAAGUUGGAAGGUUCAUUUGAGCUUACAACAAUACCAAGACGUUUGGUAUUUUAUCUUGAAGGCCCCCCUGCUGGUGUAGACUUGCUCAUAGAUUCAGUUACCAUAUCCUGCAUGAAAACAGAGAGGAAGACAUCAUCGAUUGGUGGAACAACAAACAUCAUUUUAAAUUGUAAUUUUUCCGAAGGCCUUCAUUCAUGGCGUCCUAUCCACUGUCAUGCAUAUGUGGCAUCACAAUGGUCCGGUUUCCUUGAUGGUAUUAAAGGGAGCUCAGGAGAAAAUUAUGCUGUUGUUUCAAAAAGAACUCAACAAUGGCAAGGUCUUGAACAAGAUAUUACAGAUAGAGUAUCAACCGGCACUGCUUAUUCAGUUUCAGCGUAUGUCAGAGUUGAUGGGAAUAUCCAUGGUAAAGCUGAAGUAAAAGCAACCAUGAGGUUGCAAAAUCCAGAUGAACCAGCACACUACAGUUCUAUUGGAAGGGUGUUAGCCUCAAAAGAAAAGUGGGAGAAGUUGGAAGGCUCUUUUUCUUUGACAAAUAUGCCAAAAUGUGUGGUCUUUUACCUUGAAGGACCUCCUGGUGGGGUGGAUCUUAUUAUUGAUUCUGUUACUAUUACUAGAUCUGAACAUAAGCAGUCAAAGGAUGUUCAAUCACCAAGUGGAAUCGAGACUGUUAUUAAGAAUCCUCAGUUUAUAGAAGGGUUAAGCAGUUGGUCUGGAAGAGGAUGCAAUAUCUGCAGGCAUGAGUUCACUGCAUAUGGGAAUGUAAAGCCCGUAAGUGGCAACUACUUUGCUUCAGCAACUGGACGGAUCCACAGUUGGAAUGGCAUACAGCAAGAUAUCACAGGCAGAGUGCAAAGAAAAGUCUCUUACGAGAUCAGUUCUCAUGUUCGCAUAUUUGGAAGUGCUAAUGAGACUGAAGUUCGUGCUACUUUGUGGGUACAAGAAAAUGGCCGUGAACAAUAUCUGUGCAUUUCAAAAAACCAGGCCUCUGAUAAGCGCUGGACACAUUUGAAAGGGAAGUUGCUCCUUCAUGCUCCCUUCUCCAAAGCUGUCCUUUUUAUAGAGGGGCCACCUGCAGGAAUUGACAUCCUUGUGGACGGCCUUGUUCUAUCUCCGGCAAGAAAACUUCAGGCUGCUCCACGCCCAAAAAUUGAGAAUGUUUUGUAUGGAGCUAAUAUUAUGCAGAACAGCGCUUUCUCUCAUGGGCUUGCUGGGUGGAGUCCCAUGGGAUCAUGUCGAUUGAGUGUCCACACGGAAUCACCCCAUCUGCUAGCUUCCAUCUUGAAGGACCCCUCGAGUCAGCAGCAUAUAAGUGGUCGCUAUAUCGUUGCUACAAAUCGCACCGCUGUGUGGAUGGGGCCUUCUCAGGUAAUAACUGACAAGCUAAGGCUGCACACUACCUACAGAGUAUCUGCCUGGGUACGCACUGGAGCUGGAGGACAUGGCCGACACCAUGUCAAUGUUUGUCUUGGUGUAGAUGACCAAUGGCUUAAUGGUGGGCAAGUGGAAGCUGAUGGGGACCAAUGGUAUGAAAUCAAAGGAGCAUUCAAGCUUGAAAAACAACCAUCCAAAGUUAUUGCAUAUGUUCAGGGUCCUCCUUCGGGUGUUGAUAUCAGAGUUAUGGGCCUACAAAUUUAUGCAGUUGAUAGGAAAGCACGUUUUGAUUAUCUUAAGGACAAAUCAGACAAGGUAAGGAAGCGUGAUAUUGUUCUGAAGUUCCAAGGAUCAAAUGCCGCAAAUGUUUUUGGUUCAGCUCUCAAGAUACAACAAACCGAGAACAGUUUUGCAUUUGGAUCAUGCAUAAACAGAAGUAACAUCGAGAAUGAGGAUCUUGCUGAUUUCUUCGUGAAGAAUUUCAAUUGGGGUGUAUUUGAGAAUGAACUGAAGUGGUACUGGACAGAGGCGGAACAAGGAAAGCUAAAUUAUAAAGAUUCUGAUGAGUUGCUUAAAUUUUGUCAGAAACAUAACAUACAAGUCCGUGGCCACUGCUUAUUUUGGGAAGUGGAAGAUUCAGUGCAGCCGUGGCUUCGAUCAUUGCAUGGACACCACUUGAUGGCUGCCAUACAAGGUCGUUUGCAUAGCCUACUGUCAAGGUACAAAGGUCAGUUUAAACAUCAUGAUGUUAACAAUGAGAUGUUGCAUGGGUCUUUCUAUCAAGAUAGACUUGGAAGGGAUAUUAGGGCUCACAUGUUCAGGGAAGCACAUAAACUUGAUCCUUCAGCCGUCCUCUUUGUUAAUGAUUACAACGUUGAGGAUGGAUGUGAUUCGAAAUCCACCCCAGAGAAGUUCAUCGAGCAGAUUGUUGAUCUCCAGGAACGGGGCGCACCAGUUGGUGGGAUUGGUGUGCAAGGUCAUAUCAGCCAUCCAGUGGGAGAUAUCAUAUGUGACUCCCUAGAUAAACUGGCCAUAUUGGGUCUACCGAUUUGGAUUACAGAACUGGAUGUCUCGGCAGAGAACGAACACAUACGAGCUGACGAUUUCGAGGUGUGCCUCCGCGAAUGCUUCGCGCAUCCUGCUGUGGAGGGGGUUGUCCUAUGGGGAUUCUGGGAGGCGUUCAUGUUUCGUGAACAUGCUCACCUGGUCGACGCUGAUGGAACAAUCAACGAGGCUGGCAAAAGGUAUCUUGCUAUGAAGAAAGAGUGGUUAACCCAAACCAAUGGUGACAUUGAUUACCAUGGGGAGUUCAAAUUCAGAGGCUACCAUGGUUCAUACACGGUAGAAAUAGCGACACCCUCAGGAAAGGUAUCUCGAUCAUUUGUUGUUGGCAAGGAGAACCCUGUGCAGGUGGUUACUUUGAACAUUUAACUUGUAUCAGGUUAAGCAAUGUGUAAUGAACUGAGAGUUCUGUGUUGAAAGAGUACGUUUUUUUUUU
Molecule: messenger RNA, 3795 nt
Organism: Lolium perenne
Lineage: Eukaryota; Viridiplantae; Streptophyta; Magnoliopsida; Poales; Poaceae
Product: endo-1,4-beta-xylanase 1
Biological process (GO): carbohydrate metabolic process
Molecular function (GO): hydrolase activity, hydrolyzing O-glycosyl compounds
Source: RefSeq, a predicted model, not a curated record